AUGAGACUUCCCGAGCCAAAUGGGCAAAUUACCGUCAUCCACGGCAGGCGAAUCGUGCCGCGCCGUGGUGGUGCCGAAGCGGACGGCCUCCAGACGCCUUCUCCGCCGCCGCCGCCGCCGCCGCCGCCGCCGCCGCACCCUGCUUGGGACGUACCCCAAGGAUCGGAAGGAGGCCGGGCCAGCGCUGAUCUUAAUCGUCCCCCGAUAUCACAAACGCAAAACCGCAAAUUGCUGGUCCGGCGUCACGUCCCGUCCCAGGCCUCCGUCCCAGGACACGGCACUCCGUUUCCGUCGUCGACCCGUAACAGGACACAAGAGGCUAAAAACCUUUCUGUAAAUGUCGCUGGAAUUUUCAUCUCUGACAACACCAGGGUACACACAGCUGUGCGGGAUCCUGCGCUUGUGGCUGCGGCCGCUCGGGGAUCGGCUGUGGGGGCCGGCGAGCUGCGUCCGGGGUAUAAGUCAAGCAUCUGCCCAGUGGCCGUCCCCGCACAGGAGCACCAAGCCCCACGGCGCCCACCCAGAGCACAAAGAGAGCCGCCCCGACAGACAGACCGCCCGCCGCACGCCCCGCCCCCCGUGGCACGGCCGGGCGGCGGCGGGCGCGGAAGGGCGGUCGUUCCGAGGCGGGUUCAUGAACUGGAUCCGCAGGAGUGCAGGCGCCACCGGCCUGCCUCGAGACGGCGCAGGUCGAGGAACUCCGAGGAACUCCGCGUCCCCGGCGGCCGGAAGGGGCGCUCGGCCUCCGACGCGGCCGCCGUCCGAGCGCAGGCCGGCCACGCCACCUUCUGCAGCGCCUCCACUUGCCCUGCCUCAUCCACCUCAUCUGCGUCCUCCACUUCCUCUGUCCCCUGCACCAUCUCAAACUUUCCAAGACACUUUAUCUACUCCGCUGGAGGAAUCAAUUAA
Penaeus monodon (black tiger shrimp) is the source of this 909-nucleotide messenger RNA. Its product is annotated as protein enabled homolog. Lineage: Eukaryota; Metazoa; Arthropoda; Malacostraca; Decapoda; Penaeidae. The coding region runs from base 1 to 909 and encodes 302 amino acids. The transcript is spliced from 6 exons. The record is from RefSeq and is a predicted model, not a curated record.